Messenger RNA from Nyctereutes procyonoides (raccoon dog), 3055 nucleotides. It is a transcript of the gene TRMT10A, whose product is annotated as tRNA methyltransferase 10A. Gene Ontology annotation, biological process: tRNA N1-guanine methylation. The record is from RefSeq and is a predicted model, not a curated record. NCBI's taxonomy places the organism in Eukaryota, Metazoa, Chordata, Mammalia, Carnivora, Canidae. Gene Ontology annotation, cellular component: nucleoplasm; nucleus; cytosol. Gene Ontology annotation, molecular function: tRNA binding.
AGUGGGGCGAGGCCCUACCCACCCGCCGUGGGGGCGCCUCCGGUCGACGUUUGUUUGGGGGUCGGGAUCCGGUCCCUAGUGUAUGAAGAGUAGGCAUCAAAUAAUGUCCUCUGAAAUGUUGCCAGCAUUUAUUGAGUCUUCUAAUGUUGAAAGAAAGCAAAGUUUAAGUGAAGAUCAAGAGAAGAGCCAGAAGCCAAGAUUAGGUGAACGGUUUGAACCAAUAUCUAAACGACAGAUGAAGAAGCUAAUUAAACAGAAACAGUGGGAAGAACAACGAGAACUCCGCAAACAAAAGCGAAAGGAAAAACGCAAAAGAAAACAAUUAGAGCGACAGUGUCAACUGGAAUCAAACUUAGAUGGAAAUGACAGAAAACGUAUCCGAAGGGAUGUUGUUCACAGCACACUCCGCCUUAUCAUUGACUGCAGUUUUGACAGCCUAAUGGUAUUAAAGGACAUUAAGAAACUUCAUAAGCAGAUUCAGCGAUGUUAUGCAGAAAAUCGACGGGCACUGCAUCCUGUGCAGUUUUACUUGACAAGUCAUGGAGGCCAGUUGAAAAAGAACAUGGAUGAAAAUGACAAAGGAUGGGUCAACUGGAAGGAUAUCCACAUCAAACCAGAGCACUAUAGUGAAUUCAUAAAGAAAGAAGACCUGAUUUAUCUAACAUCAGACUCACCUAAUGUACUGAAGGAAUUAGAUGAAUCAAAGGCCUAUGUGAUUGGAGGAUUAGUGGAUCACAACCAUCACAAGGGACUCACAUAUAAACAAGCAUCAGAUCAUGGAAUUGAUCAUGCACCUCCCCUUGGAAAUUUUGUGAAGAUGAAUAGUAGAAAAGUUUUGGCAAUUAAUCAUGUGUUUGAGAUUAUUCUGGAAUAUCUGGAAACCAGAGACUGGCAAGAAGCAUUUUUUACUAUCUUGCCCCAACGGAAAGGAGCUGUACCCACAGACAAAGCCUGUGAAAGUUCUUCACAUGAUCUGAAAUCUGCCAGGAUUGAAGAUGGGUUGGACAGUGAUUCCAGUGAGGAGGACAAUAGCAGAAAUGAACUAGAGUCACCCCACGAAGAAGAAAAGCAGGAUAAAGAAAAUAGCAGUGAAUCUACAGUGAACUCAAUACCACACUAAUGUCAUUGUUGUUUUUUGUUUUGUAUUUUAGUUUUUGUUUUUUUAGUUUAAGGAAAACUUAGGAGAAAAUGAGGUGCUUCAUAGAAUAUUCUAAUUGGAAGAAAAUUUUAUUUCCUCUUAUUUCUGUUAGUGAAUUUUUAAAACUUUUUUUACAGCUAAGUGAUAAAAAGCCCUUAUAAGAAGUAUUUUUUGUUUUUGCAUAAAAUUUAAAUGUUUAAUUUUUAAAGUAGUUUUCUAAGUCUCAGUGGUUUCUUGAGAAUUUUACUUUAUUGGUAAACUUUCAUUCUCUUUUAUUUACUUGAUUAUAUUCUUUAGAAUGUGCCUUCUGACCUUUCAGGUUUUUUUUUUUUAAUGUUUAUAUCAAAUAUCUUUCUGAUUUAUUGCCUACUUAGUUGUGGAGAUAGGUAUUCAUAAAUCUCCUGUAAGUCUACCAAAAUGUUCUGUAUGGGAGGUUACCUCCUAUUUGCAGCUUUUUUUUUUAAUUCAACUCAGUUACUUCAAAGGAAUAUAGUUAAUUUUAGAAAGAAGUAUUAGAUUGAUAAAACUCAACAAAUUAUUUCUUUUGGACUAUGGAGCCCAUCUCUGUUCCUCCUCUAUGAUGCCUUUCAUGGUCUAAAGCAGUCACUGGAGAGUAAAGAAUCUCCUUAAUGUAUUUUAAUUUCAGUAAUGAUGGUAAAUUAUUUAAAUUACAGAAUUUAAUUUUUCAGGAUAGAUUAUUUUGAAAGGCUGUUGAGAAUCAAUUUUGUCUUAAAUUUAAAAGGAAAUAGCUCUUAGCUAUCAUUUUCUUCUAUAUGUACUUUUAUUAAAAAAUAUUUGUUCUUAAAGUGAAUAAAGUUAACUUCAUUAUAUGUGCAUCUGUCUACUAGCAUAUAAUGUGCAAGCUAAUAUAACUUUCUGUAAAUAAGCAUGUAUGAAAAUAUAUAUAUAAUUGUGUGUGUGUAUAUAUAUAUCUAUAUAUCUGUAUCUGUCCACAAUCAUGUAUGAUUCUCAGUUAUCAAUAACAGGACUGAGUUGCCAAAUACCUGUGUUAUUUGCAUAAAUGGUUGUGUCGAACAACCCUAAGAAUUUGAUUUUCAGAAAGUGCGAAAAUCCGUAACUAAACAUUUGUAUGAGGACAUUGGCAAAGGAAGAUGGGGCUAAAAGGAGAUGUUUUCAUUUUCUACUGGUAAAUGUAGAGCAGUUUACAUUUAAAGUAGUGACUGUUCUUUGUCACAGCUAAAGUAGGAUUUCAGAAGCCUUCACUGAGUUUGUAUAAAGUUUUUGUUCUUUUCACUCAUUGGCAUUUCAGAUAAUGUACACAUUUGGUAGAAAGUUCAUUAGGUUUAGUAUUGAUGUUCACUGUCUCUUACUUUUUUGGUUGCUUUAUUCUUAGUAAUCUAUUAUAGCUAUUCAUUUAAAAUAAGGUCUUAGAGCAUGGUAUAUAAAUAAAGAAAAGCCCCUAUAAUUCUAGAAGAUCAAAGCUUAUGUAUUAAGUUGUAUUUUUCAAAGGUUCAGGUUUUCCUGAGUAAAUAUGGUUCAGUAGUAUGAAAUCCAGUUGACCCUUGAAAAGUGUGGGGGUUAGGGGUACCGACCCCCCACAUAGUUGAAAAUCCAUGUGUAACUUUGUCCCCAAACUUAAUAGCCUACUAUUGACCAGAAAUCUUACUGAUAAUAUAAACAGUGUAUUAACACAUAUUUGUAUGUUAUAUGUACUAUAUACUAUAUUCUUAAACUAGAGGAAAUGUUAAGAAAAUUGUAAGAGAAAAUAAAUUUACAGUACUGUACUAUGUUGAAAAAAUUUCCCAUGUAAGUGGACCCUGCAUUUCAAACCUUUCUUUUUCAGAGGUCAACUAUAUUAUGCCUUUUACUUAAAUUAUUUGAUAUGGAAUGAGGCACAAGUUAAUUCUGAAAUGUGGGAGAAAAGUCAUUAAAGGCACUGUGUAGUUUUAAUUGUCA